ACGGAUACGCGCACUCCAGUCUCCGUCCUCUGCUAGACAUGGCGGCGGAUCUAAACCCGGACUGGCUCUCCUGCCUGCCUUCUUCUUGGAGUUAUGGGGUUACUCGGGACGGAAGRAUAUUCUUCAUCAAUGAAGAAGCCAAGAGUACGACCUGGCUGCAUCCCGUCACCGGAGAGGCCGUCAUAACGGGGCACAGAAAAACCCCAGAUUUACCAACGGGAUGGGAGGAGGGAUAUACGUUCGAAGGAGCCCGCUGCUUCAUCAAUCACAAUGAGCGGAAGGUGACCUGUAAGCAUCCAGUCUCUGGUCUUCCUUCACAAGACAACUGCAUCUUUGUCGUCAACGAACACGUGACUUCUGCAAAGCUUGUCCACCCUGUAACAGAUCCUGGUACUGUCAACCCUGUCACAGUCAACCCUGUCACAGUCAACCCUGUUACAGUCAACCCGGUUACACACCCGGUUACAGACCCUGUAUCAAACAGGCCUAAGGCUCCAGAGCAGGCUCCAUCAGAGGAGAGCGACCGGGUGAAGAAGGAGCGCCCGAUGAGCACCAUGAGCGAGGCGUCUAACUACACAGGAGGGUCAGACUACAGCACCUACCCUGGCAGCAGCCCUGCCACCCGGCCUUCAAGGUCUUACAAAAAGGUCCACAACUUUGGCAAGAGGUCCAACUCUAUUAAGAGGAACCCCAAUGCCCCGGCGGUCAAGAGCAACUGGCUUUACAAACAGGACAGCACGGGCAUGAAGCUAUGGAAGAAGAGGUGGUUUGUGCUGUCUGACAUGUGCCUGUUUUACUACAGAGAUGAGAAGGAGGAGGGCAUCCUGGGUAGUAUCCUGCUGCCCAGCUUCCACAUCUCCAUGCUGUCUGUCGACGACCACAUCAGCAGGAAAUACGCCUUCAAGGCGACCCACUCCAACAUGAGGACAUACUACUUCUGCACAGACACGGCCAAAGACAUGGAGUCCUGGAUGAAAGUGAUGACGGACGCAGCCCUGGUCCACACAGAGCCAAUCAGAAGACUGGAUAAGUUGAAGGUGGACCGCUGCUGUCCCCAGGAGGUGAACAACAUCCUGAACCACAACCGGGUUCUGACCCGACCAGAGAUCCAGAACAACGAGAGGAACCUUGAGCCGCGCCAGCCCUCCAUUACCCGCAGCAUGGACCGCACAGAUGGGGACAGGAAACACAAAGACCCAGAGAAACACACCCUCCAGAGAGAGCGGGAACGCUACACCCUGCAGAAAGACGGAGAGAGAUACUCCCUUCAGAAAGACGGGGUGAGCUACACGCUGCAGAGAGACGGAGAGAGGUACCUGUUGCAGAAAGACGGCGAGCGGUACGCCCUCCAAAAAGACGGGGAGCGGUAUUCCUUGCAGAAAGAUGGAGGCGAACGAUAUUCUGUGCCUAAAGAUGUUCAGAUGGAGAAAUACGCACCUCAGAAAGACGGGGAGAAGUACUUGGUACAGAAGGAUGGAGAGAGAUAUGCACUGCAAAAAGAAGGAGAGAGAUACACCCUCCAGAAAGAUGGACAGAAAUACAACCUCCAGAAAGGGGUAGAAAGGCAAACGUCUAUGACUGAGAAAGAUCGGUCAGAUCGUUAUGGGACCCUUGAUGAAAGACAGAAGUAUAAAACCCUACGGGAAGGGAGUAAGUGUGGUACCCUGCGGGAUGGAGAGAAGCAUGGGACGCUCGAUAAGUAUGGUAACCUUAGGGAAGUGGAUAAGUAUGGAACCCUCCGUGAAGGGAACAAGUAUGGAUUCCAGAGGGAUGGCAGUGCUGAGAGGCCUCUGACUAAAAUCAACAGCAUCAAGCUCCAACCAGCCCAGGCAGCAGCCAUCGCAGCAGCAGUUACAGCCUCCCGCCAGGUACAGGUCUCCCAGCACAUGGCCCCACAUCAGGUCAACGGCUCUGGGGAGCGGGCUGGGGACCAAAGCCCAGGGGAGGUGGUAGGUACCCUGUGCAGAGGAGCAGGGAAGGCCCAUGACCCGCCUCAGAACCAGCAGGCCCAGGAGCCAGAGAAGAGUCUGACCAGAACCAACUCCAUGAGGCAGCUGGAGAACUGGGUUAGGACCCAGAGGACACAAGAGGAUGACGAUACCAGGAGGUAUGGGGGUGACAAUGGACUAGACACACCUAAYUUUGUCAAGUACACAGAAGCCAACUGCACAACAGAGGUGGGCUUUGUGCUCUUUGCUGCGACUGGCCUGGGAGUCCUGUUCUUCAUGCUGGUGGUGCUGGUCCAUAAUCUGGCCGGUCCUUACCUCCUCCCCCUCUACUACAUCACCCUUGGCUGGCUGUCGGAGGCGAUGCGAUCAAACACCAGGGGGCGCUACCACUACGAUGCGUUUGUCUCCUACAGCGGGAAGGACGAGCGCUGGGUGGUGGAGGAGCUACUACCCAACCUGGAGAAGAGGGGUCCCCCUUUCCUGCGCCUCUGUCUGCACAGCAGGGACUUCCAGCUGGGGAAGGACAUUGUGGAGAACAUCACAGACAGCCUCUACCGGAGCCGACACACCCUCUGCCUAGUCAGCCACCACUACCUGCGCAGUAACUGGUGYUCCCUGGAGAUGAAGCUGGCCACCUCCAGGCUGCAGGUGGAGCAAAGGGACAUCCUCCUCCUGGUCUUCCUGGAGAAGAUCCCCCCUUGCCGGCUAUCUCCCCACCACAGGCUGGCUCGCCUUGUCAAGACUAGGACCUAUCUGGACUGGCCCCAGGACCCCCAUCAGCACCAGGCAUUCUGGGACAGACUAUCACCUCCUACCAGACCUUGCCCCGCAACAUGCCCAGCCACCGUGCAGAUCGUUCCCCGCUACCUGAGGGGGGUGGCCCACUCCAUCCCCACAUCCCCCUCCCAUGGAUCCCUGGCCCUCUACCACACCUUCUCCCCUCCGGGCCAGCACCGCAGAGACAACCCACCAGGGUCAACCAGGUCUGAGGUGUCCUCACCCGUCUUCAGAGGGGACCAGACUAUGACUAUAGACCGCAGGCACAGGACUCACCUCACCAAGUAUAACUACCCACCUGACCGCCGGUCCAUGCCAGCAGGCMUCCCAGUGCAGACCAUUACCCCACAGUCACUACAGGGCAAGACGCCAGAGGAGCUGACCCUGCUGCUCAUAAAGCUGCGUCGGCAGCAGGCGGAGCUCAACAGCAUCCGGGAGCACACUGUGGCUCAGCUAAUGAUCCUUAGCAUGGAGGGGCCCAACGCGAAGAGUGAGGUUCUGUCCCAUCACCUUCAGAGGAACCUCAUGUACCUGGACAGCCAGACGAAGGACAAUGAGCCGUUAAUCUUCAUGAUUCACACUAUGAUUGAGGACUCUGCUCCAAGGCCUCAACUGUACCAGCAAAUCAGCCCUGAGGAAUACAAAGACAACUCCUACAGCCACCAGAGGCCAGAGGACAUCGACAUAGACGUAAGACCAAGUCCUUUUAUUAGUGUCUUGUCUAGACUAGCACACUCACAGCUGGGAACUGAGACUCUCUCCCUCUCAGACAGCAGCUCUAGCCUGCCCUCUAGGGUCCUGGGAGUGGCGGUACACACUUUUGAUGGUGGCGAUGCUAUGAWAAUGUUUKGUUGGUUCUUUGCCUGUGGUUCUGUUUGUGUUUUUGUGUGWAGUCGUCAGACAAAUGUUAGCUGYAGAUGUUGUGAUGACCUGUGUCGUUGUCUUCUUCUUCYUGUCUCUCUGCAGCACACCCUGGAGACGGCUUUGCUGUCUGCCAGUCAGGAGAUAGAGCAGAGCUCUGACAACCCAGCGGCCAUACAGAGCCUUAUACAGCAGAGAGACGUACUGCAGAAUGGACUGCUCAGUACCUGUAGAGAACUGGCACGGGUCAACACUGAGUUGGAGCGGUCGUGGAGGGAGUAUGAUAAAAUGGAGUCUGGCGUCUCUCUGGCCAAAACAAACCUGUUGGAACAGCUAGAGGCCCUGGGCAGCCCACAGACAGAACCUCCCAGCCAGCAGCAUGUCCAGAUCCAGAAGGAGCUGUGGAGGAUCCAGGAUGUGAUGGAGGCUCUGGCCAAGAACAAACCCCAGAGGACCACUGACACUGGUUUCCUUGGUUCCAAACCCAUCUCAAACCUACAGAAGAACGAGCCGGUGACCUUGUUCCGGUCACUCUGUUCUCUCACGGAGGGUAACCGUCAGCCCCCCCGCCCGCCCCUCCCCCAGUCCUACGGCUCAACAGAGCGCCCUCCCGCUGUACCCCCCCUUCCCUCCCCCUCGGGCGCCCGUCCGCCACCACACACAAGCAAGCACGGCCAGAGGAACGGAACACACAGCAGUCAAGGCCCAGACUACCGUCUGUAUAAGAGUGAACCAGAGCUGACAACUGUGGCCGAGGAGGUGGACGAUAACAACGGAGAGGACAAUGACAAGGACAGACUACAGACGGGGCUGACCACUGACAAGGAGCCUGCGGCCACUAAAGUCCCAUUAGGAGUACMAGUCUACCCAGUGGGUAUCGUGCCCCCCAGGACCAAAUCCCCCAUGAGCCCCCCAGAGUCCUGCACCAUCGCCUCCUACGUCACYCUGAGGAAGAGCAAGAAGCCUGACCCCAGGACUGAGCGUCCUCACAGUGCCGUGGAGCAGACGUGCGGACCGGGGGAGAGGGAGAGCGGCAGAGCCAGGAUGAGUGUCGAGGAGCAGCUGGAGAGGAUCAGGAGACACCAGCAGGCCUCGCUCAGGGAGAAGAAGAGAAGUAGCAGCAGUAUCUCCCCCUCACGCUCUCCAUCCUUCUCCAAGGAGAACCCCUUCGCUACACAGGUCAAGCUGGAGGUGUUCUCCACAGACACCCAGGAGCUGGAGGCAGCACUGCAAGACCUGGAGCAGGUCAGAGACCGAGUUACAGAGCAGCUGGAGAGGGACAGGACUGCAGCCGUGGCGCUGGAGAGGGACMGAGGUGCAGAACUGGAGCUGGAGAGGGACAGGGCUGCAGCAGCUGCUGAAGAAGAAAUGGAGAGGGGUCGAGCUGCAAUAGAAAAGCUGGAGCGAGACAUGACUGAGGUGGCUGCAGUGGUGGAGCAGGAGAUGGCCAGGACUGCUGUGGCUGUAGAAGAGGAGAUGGCCAGGACUGCUGUGGCUGUAGAAGAGGAGAUGGCCAGGACUGCUGUGGCUGUAGAAGAGGAGCUGGACAGGGCUGCAGAAUUGGAGAUGGAGAGAGACCGGGUCGCAGUGGCAGCAGCUGCAGAAGAAUUGGAGAGGGCUAGAGCUGCAGCUGAAGAACUAGUCAGAGAGAGGACUGCAGUGUCUUCAGAAGAGGCGCUGGAUAUUGACGAGGCUGCAUUGGUGGAGCUGGAGAUGGAAAUCACUGUGGUGGAGGAGAUCAGCUACAGAGCUGAGGAGGUGGAUGUCAUCCCUGUCCCCAGGCUGAGUGAGGAGGAGCCACAGCCCCAGACGGAGAGCUCCAACAUGGACACAGAGGUGUCAGAGACCCAGAUGAUGGUGAUAUCAGAUCAGGGUGUGAAGCCCCUGUAUGUACAGUACCUGAUCCCUGGACAACAUCAACAGCASGGGGAGAGGGAGACAGAGAGGAGAAACACCCACACUCCYAACACCCUCAUUCCCCACAACAGUUUGCCAGCUGCUGUGUCAGAAGCACUGACUCCUGAACUUGAGGAGGACGUGAUGCAGAGUGAGGUGAUGCAAGGGGAGGCCCCGGAGCAUGAGACCCAGGGGAACAACAUUAACAGAUCCUAUGAACUACCAGUAGAGGGAGCUAAACUCAACAACAACCUGAUGGCAGUGAAAAGCCUGCCCUUUCCGCCCCAGUCCUCCUCCUCUCCCUCUCCUCCAUCUCCUCCUCAACUCACUGACGGAUCCCACUUCAUGUGUGUGUAGACGUGUCGAGGAGGUGGUUCUGUGAACUGAACUACACUCACACAGACAUUGACCUUGGUGAGCAGUGACUCAUAAGCGAUGCCAGCCUGGAGACCCAAGAUGGCAUCCUACAGAGCCAUGAUGGCACCAGCCAGCCUGCACAGAGCAUGCCCAGUAGCUCUCUGUAUGUAUAGAAACAACUGUAGCCAGACAGACAGAAAGAGUAGAUCCACAGGCCUGCUCGUAUUACUUACUGCCUGCCUACACAAUAACUGUGAUGCAAAACGUUUUCAUUCACACAGAGAUAUCAGAGGACAAGAUGGUAUUACCAGAGUGAUAAUUGAUGAUGAUUAUUAUUACAGGUACUAUGAUGGUCUGUUAUUUUGGACAUGUUCUGUGAGGAUGUCUUGAGUGUCUAUGAGCUGAGCACUGCUGUAACGAGGAGAGGACUGUACAGUUGUAAAUAAGAGCACUAGAGGAGUCUCAUACUGGGAAGAUCUCAAUUGCAUACUCCUUGCGUCCUGUCUCUUUCUCAAAUCCCACUGGUGGAGAAGGUCGGAGGGGAAGGAUAUCUGGCUUUCUCAUCUAAUGGGUUUUGAGAAGGAGACAAGGACCUGAGGAUGGGAGGAGUAUGCAUUUGAGGUCUUCCCACAAUCACACACUAUUGAGAGGGCGAAGCACCGAAUCUACACACACUAAGGCAGUGCUUUCCUUUAACCACACGGGGGCGCCAUAUGCUCUUGUCUUUUUUACUGGUUUUACUCCCAUUUAAGUUUUUAACCUGAGGCCCUAAAUGUUUCAUUUUCCACAUAUUUUCCACCGCACAUUCCGUCAUUGUUCAAAGAAGUUGUUAAUAUAUACAUAUAUAAAACAUAUAGAAUGAACUAACUAUACAAUGGGUUUAUACUUCAAUAAGGUGCCACCCUAUUGCUGCUGUUGGACAGAGUUUAAAUAUUUUAUAAAGGUUGUGUUUAUUUAUGUCGGGAGGAUCGGGAUCUGGUCGCCGCUGACAACCACACGUAAAUGUCCUGGGUUAGAAUCGAUCUGCUUCUCUGUUUUUUCUACGGCUGAGAUAUAUUUAAAGUAAAAUAUAGAAGAGAGAUAAAAUAGUUUUAUGAGAUUAGGGUUGUGUGUUAGAUUCUGUCUGGUUGUGUGGAGUCCUGGACAGAGAGAAGAGAAUAGCACAUGUAUAAGCAAUAAGCAGGCGUUUUGUUCCCCCAGGACGUUAAAAUAUAAUGUACAUAAAUGUAAAGUUUCAUUGUGUAAAUGAUGUACACCAUAGAAAGAGCAGAGCAGAAAUUAUAAGUCUGAGGUUAUUAUUAUUAGAGUUAAUAUGAAAAAUGUUCAUAUCUCAUCUGUUUUAUAUCAUGUGAAAUAAAUGUUGAUGUUCUUAAA
Molecule: messenger RNA, 7214 nt
Organism: Salvelinus sp. IW2-2015
Lineage: Eukaryota; Metazoa; Chordata; Actinopteri; Salmoniformes; Salmonidae
Source: RefSeq, a predicted model, not a curated record